This is a messenger RNA of Bipolaris oryzae ATCC 44560, 648 nucleotides long. RefSeq lists its product as uncharacterized. The coding region runs from base 1 to 648 and encodes 215 amino acids. NCBI's taxonomy places the organism in Eukaryota, Fungi, Ascomycota, Dothideomycetes, Pleosporales, Pleosporaceae. The transcript has 2 exons. Gene Ontology annotation, molecular function: nucleic acid binding. The record is from RefSeq and is a predicted model, not a curated record.
AUGCUUGGCUUGGUUAAAGUCCUAGUAGGUAAGGAUGACCUCCGUGACUAUAGAGGAGCAGGCUGCAUCAGUGCUGAUGGCAGGUCACUGCUGCUACUCAUUAUCUGGCCAGCUUCGACCUAUAGGAGUAACUGGGCUACUUUUCUAACCCCUAGCUGGCAUUAUGGGCACUCGGAGAAUGGAUAUAAUGACUCGAAGAUUAGCCUAGAGUGGCUUACCCGUGUAUUCGAUCCUCAAAUAAGUGAACGAGCUAAUAGAAAGCCUCAGGUCCUAAUCUGCGAUAGCUUUGGAACGCACGAGACCCUAGAAAUCCUAGAGUUUUGCUUCGCUAAUAAUAUUACUAUGUGCCGCCUGCCGUCUCAUACCUUACAUAAACUACAGCCCUGCGAUGUUAGAGUCUUCGGCCCUCUUAAGACAGCCUAUCGUGACGAGGUAGAACGGCUCUGUCGGGGAGGACUAGAAGCUGUUAGUAAGGAGCACUUCACUUCUGUAUAUAAGCCUGCUAGGGAAACAGCGAUUACUAGGAGGAAUAUCACCGCCGUAUGGGCCGCAAGUGGUUUGUUCCUAUUCAACCCAGAGAGAGUUCUGCGAAAGAUGCCAAAACCGCCCUCUAAGAUAGCUGUUUUAGACGUGCUUGCUUGUACAUAA